Eubalaena glacialis (North Atlantic right whale) is the source of this 2411-nucleotide messenger RNA. It is a transcript of the gene ALCAM, whose product is annotated as activated leukocyte cell adhesion molecule. The transcript has 15 exons. Gene Ontology annotation, cellular component: plasma membrane. Lineage: Eukaryota; Metazoa; Chordata; Mammalia; Artiodactyla; Balaenidae. Bases 632 to 2383 code for a protein of 583 amino acids. Gene Ontology annotation, biological process: cell adhesion. The record is from RefSeq and is a predicted model, not a curated record.
AGCUCCUACCACCUGUGCUUGGCUCCACGUCCAGAGAAGCUGGGAGGAGAGAGGAGAGAGGGAGGAGGCGAAGGGAGGAGGAAAGCGGCAGCUUACACACGCCUUCCAGUCCCUCCACUCAGAGCAGCCCAGAGACCGCUGCGGGCGCCGCUGCUAUCGCUGCCACCGCCGCUACCACCUGAGGAGACCGCCUGGACCUGUCGCCCCACUGUUGCCCCUCCCGGCAAUUCUUUCCUAGCACCAGGCUUUUUAUGCGCACUGCCACUACCAUUAUUAUUAUUAUUCCAAGAGAAGGAAAAUAACAGACCAGCUAAAAAGAACCACGUAUACCUUUCCGAAUUACUCAAGUGUCUCCCGGGAAGAGAGGGUCGCCGGUCCCGGGAGGAGCAGCCGAAGGGGCCAAGGGCGGGUGUUGAAGGGGAGACAGGAGGAGUUGGGGCACUGCGUGGUGGAAAGUUGCGGGCGGCGGAGACCCGAAGGUGCAGCGCCACAGCCCAGGGGGCGGUGUGUCUGGGACAAGCCGCUGCCCGCUGCGUCCGGACCCGCGAGCGCGCGGGCAGCGCGGGGCCGGGGAGGACGCCCCCUCCUGCGGCGCGGACUCUGUCGGUGGUCCCCGAGGAGGAGGAGGAAUAUGGCAUCGAAGGCGGCCUCCUCCUGCCGUCUGGUCUUCUGCCUCUUGAUCUCCGCUGCUGUCCUUCGGCCAGGUCUUGGAUGGUAUACUGUAAACUCAGCAUAUGGAGAUACCAUUGUCAUGCCUUGCCGACUCAGUGUACCUCAGAAUCUCAUGUUUGGCAAAUGGAAAUAUGAAAAGCCUGAUGGCUCCCCAGUAUUUAUUGCCUUCAGGUCCUCUACAAAGAAAAGUGUGCAGUACGACGAUGUACCAGAAUACAAAGACAGACUGAACCUCUCAGAAAACUACACUCUCUCUAUCAGUAAUGCAAAGAUCAGUGAUGAAAAGAGAUUUGUGUGCAUGCUCGUAACUGAGGACAACGUGUUUGAGGCACCUACAGUAGUCAAGGUGUUCAAGCAACCAUCUAAACCCGAAAUUGUAAGCAAAGCCCCAUUUCUUGAAACAGAGCAGCUUAAAAAGUUGGGUGAGUGCAUUUCAAAAGACAGUUAUCCGGAUGGCAACAUCACGUGGUACAGGAAUGGAAAAGUUCUGCAACCCCUUGAAGGAGCGGUGGUCAUAAUUUUUAAAAAGCAAAUGGACCCAGUGACUCAGCUCUAUAUCAUGACUUCAUCCCUGGAGUACAAGACAACCAAGGCUGACAUUCAAAUGCCAUUCACCUGCUCUGUGACAUAUUAUGGACCAUCCGGCCAGAAAACAGUUUACUCUGAACAAGCAGUCUUUGAUAUUUACUAUCCUACAGAGCAGGUGACAAUACAAGUGCUGCCAUCAAAAAAUGCUAUCAAAGAAGGGGACAACAUCACUCUUAAAUGCUUGGGAAAUGGUAACCCUCCUCCUGAGGAGUUUUUGUUUUACUUACCAGGACAGCCUGAAGGAAUACGAAGUUCAAAUACUUACACAUUGGCAGAUGUGAGGCGCAAUGCAACAGGAGACUAUAAAUGCUCCCUGAUAGACAAAAAAAGCAUGAUUGCUUCAACAGCCAUCACAGUUCACUAUUUGGAUUUGUCCUUAAACCCAAGUGGGGAAGUGACCAAGCAGAUUGGCGAUGCUCUGCCUGUGUCAUGCACAAUAUCUGCUAGUAGGAACGCAACUGUGGUAUGGAUGAAAGAUAACAUCAGGCUUCGAUCUAGCCCAUCAUUUUCUAGUCUCCAUUAUCAAGAUGCUGGAAACUAUGUCUGUGAGACUGCUCUGCAAGAGGUUGAAGGACUAAAGAAAAGGGAGUCAUUGACUCUGAUUGUAGAAGGAAAACCUCAAAUCAAAAUGACAAAGAAAACUGAUCCCAGUGGACUGUCUAAAACAAUAAUCUGCCAUGUGGAAGGUUUUCCGAAGCCAGCUAUACAGUGGACAAUUACUGGCAGCGGAAGCGUCAUAAACCAAACAGAGGAAUCUCCUUAUAUCAAUGGCAGGUAUUAUAGUAAAAUUAUCAUUUCCCCUGAAGAGAAUGUUACAUUAACUUGCACAGCAGAAAACCAGCUGGAGAGAACAGUAAACUCCUUGAAUGUCUCUGCUAUAAGUAUUCCAGAACACGAUGAGGCAGACGAGAUAAGUGAUGAAAACAAAGAAAAGGUGAAUGACCAGGCAAAACUAAUUGUGGGAAUCGUUGUUGGUCUCCUCCUCGCUGCCCUAGUUGCUGGUGUCGUCUAUUGGCUGUACAUGAAGAAAUCAAAGACUGCAUCAAAACAUGUAAACAAGGAUCUUGGCAAUCUGGAAGAAAACAAAAAGUUAGAAGAAAACAAUCACAAAACAGAAGCCUAAGAGAGAAACUGUUCCACUUGUUGUCCAG